Messenger RNA from Porites evermanni, 723 nucleotides. NCBI's taxonomy places the organism in Eukaryota, Metazoa, Cnidaria, Anthozoa, Scleractinia, Poritidae. The record is from the annotation of a GenBank genome assembly.
AUGCUGUCUAAUGAAGCUAGAUCCUGGAACACCCAGCAACAGAUUCUCUCCCUCUUUGCUGGUGAUUACAGCAAGACAGAACUGUUGCAGCUUGUGCCAGGACUGACAAAGUUUAGGAUUGAUGAGGCCAGAAAACAUGCUUUUCAGACCAAGCCUGGAGAGCCUAUAGAGCCGCCAACCAUUACCAGAACCAGGCUGGAUCCCAUUAAAGUCGACCAUUUCCUAGAUUUUGUAUCCAGUCCUUCAUUUCUUCAAGACGUUGCAUAUGGAACGAAAACUCUAAAGCUGUCAAGCGGAGAGAAAAUUGACAUACCAAACGUGGUGAGAACAGUCAUUUCAUCCCAUCUCAUCCAGCUGUAUCAAGCCUAUUGUACCGAAUCCAGCUUCACACCCCUUGGAAGAUCAACACUUUAUAUCCUUAAGGUAUAGAUGGAUAUAAGGCCAUGUGUUAGACAACAAUUUUGGUUUUAAUACACGCAAGUUAUUCCGUACUGUCUGAAGCUCAGUGUGUGAGAAACUGUGUGUGUAUGUGUGAGUGGAGAAGGCCAGCAUAAGCUGCAGAUUUUGCUGAAUAUGACAAAAGGAUUUUUACCCUUUUAUUUAAGCAGUACAUAAUUGACUACAAUAUAGUUUUAUACUUCAGGUUGCACUGCUUCUCAGAAGAAGUCCUUGGCAGGUUUGGACAGCAUGCAAACGGAUGGUGUAACUGCAAGUAGUAACUAG